Molecule: messenger RNA, 3769 nt
Organism: Sceloporus undulatus (fence lizard)
Lineage: Eukaryota; Metazoa; Chordata; Lepidosauria; Squamata; Phrynosomatidae
Gene: ACVR2B
Product: activin A receptor type 2B
Exons: 11
Coding region: 64-1602 (512 amino acids)
Biological process (GO): cellular response to growth factor stimulus; activin receptor signaling pathway; protein phosphorylation
Cellular component (GO): activin receptor complex; plasma membrane
Molecular function (GO): activin binding; ATP binding; activin receptor activity
Source: RefSeq, a predicted model, not a curated record
CCUUUCUUUUCCUUCUCUGGGACCCGAGGCGGAGUAAACAAGCGCCACGAGGAGCCCGGGAAGAUGAGGGCCUCCUGGGUCACGUUCGCCUGCCUUUGGGGGACUCUGUGCUCACGGCCAGGCCAUGGUGAGGCAGAGACAAGGGAAUGCAUCUAUUACAAUGCUAACUGGGAACUGGAAAAGACCAACCAGAGUGGGGUGGAGCGCUGUGAAGGCGAGAAGGACAAGCGCCUCCACUGCUAUGCCUCCUGGAGAAACAACUCUGGCUCCAUUGAACUGGUGAAGAAAGGAUGCUGGCUUGAUGACUUCAACUGUUAUGACAGGCAGGAAUGUGUGGCCACAGAAGAGAGUCCACAAGUGUUCUUCUGCUGCUGUGAGGGGAACUACUGCAAUGAGAAAUUCACUCACUUACCAGAAGUUAGUGGCCCAGAAGUUGUGUAUGAGCCACCCCCACCAACUCCUUCACUGUUGAACAUUCUGGUUUAUUCUCUGCUUCCAAUCAUUGCCCUCUCCAUUGCCAUCCUCUUGGCUUUCUGGAUGUACCGUCACCGCAAGCCGCCGUACGGACAUGUUGACAUUAGUGAGGACCCAGGGCCACCACCUCCGUCUCCUUUGGUUGGACUUAAACCAUUGCAGCUGCUGGAGAUCAAGGCGAGGGGGCGCUUUGGCUGUGUCUGGAAGGCUCAGCUGAUGAAUGACUAUGUAGCAGUGAAAAUCUUCCCCAUUCAGGAUAAGCAAUCCUGGCAGAGUGAAAGGGAGAUUUUCAACACCCCAGGCAUGAAGCAUGAAAACCUCUUGCAGUUUAUUGCAGCAGAAAAGCGAGGAACCAACCUGGAGUCAGAACUGUGGCUGAUCACUGCUUUCCAUGACAAGGGCUCUCUGACCGACUACCUGAAGGGGAACAUUAUUAGUUGGAAUGAACUCUGUCAUGUAGCAGAAACAAUGGCUUGUGGACUCUCCUACCUGCAUGAAGACGUCCCUUGGUGUAAAGGAGAAGGACACAAACCUGCUAUAGCACAUAGGGACUUCAAGAGCAAAAACGUAUUGCUGAAGAGUGACUUGACGGCCGUACUAGCUGACUUUGGAUUGGCUGUACGGUUUGAACCUGGAAAACCUCCAGGAGAUACCCAUGGCCAGGUGGGAACAAGGAGAUACAUGGCUCCUGAGGUCUUAGAGGGAGCAAUAAACUUCCAGAGAGACGCUUUCCUAAGAAUAGACAUGUAUGCAAUGGGGCUAGUCCUGUGGGAGUUGGUCUCCAGAUGCAGAGCAGCUGACGGUCCAGUGGAUGAGUACAUGCUUCCCUUUGAAGAAGAAAUAGGACAGCAUCCAUCCCUUGAGGACCUACAGGAGGUGGUAGUUCACAAGAAGAUGCGCCCUGCGUUCAAGGAUCACUGGCUUAAACAUCCUGGUUUGGCGCAGCUUUGUGUCACGAUUGAGGAAUGCUGGGACCAUGAUGCAGAAGCACGCUUAUCGGCGGGUUGUGUGGAGGAACGUAUUUCUCAGAUACGCAAAUUGGUAAACGGCACUACCUCGGACUGCCUCGUUUCCAUCGUGACCUCUGUCACCAACAUGGACUUGCUGCCCAAAGAAUCAAGUAUCUGAAUCCUGGUUCACUUUUUUUUGUUUUGUUUUAUUUUUUGUGGUCUUUCCAGACUCAGUGGAUUUAUAAAAAAGAAAAGAAAGAAGUCAAACCACAAAAUCCAACACACUGACACAUACACACACACACAUGAAUGCAGCUGCUAUUUCAAUCUUGACUUUUUAAAUUGUUGUUAUUAUUAUUGUUGUUGUUAUUAUUAUUAUUGUUUUGAUCGGAUCAAUUUUACCAGCACAUUGCUCUACUGUAUUAAAAAGAAGAAAAAAAAGAUGAAAAAGAGGACAUCUCAGCAAGCAUUCGGGUGCCGACUAAUGAAUGCAGAUAUGGUGCAGGUACCUCAAAACCUCAAUGGACUCACUUCGUUCUCCUUAUGAUCCUGCUUUCUUGAGUUUUCUCUUUUACCGGUCUGUCUUUUUUUACGCAGAAUAUCAGUGACAUCCAGAAAAACAACGUACUCAUCUGCAAGACAUGCUGCAAACUUUAAGACUGUUACAUAUGAUCACACCUCAAAACGGACUUUCCCCCUAACUUUUCCUUUUCUUAUUUCUUUUCUAUUUUAGACAGUGAGUUUUAAAAAAGAAAGAAAAAGCAGACGUGUCUUUUACGGGUCUAACGGGUGUUGUUAACAUGGGGGGUGGGCAGGGGGAAGGAACUGAGAAGAGAAUGUUAACUCUCUGAUGGUAGGAGUGAAAGUGAAAAGCUUAGUAAUAGGGCUGGGGAGAAAGAGAACGUUGGACUUUGGCAGCAUUUGGAGAAACAUCUGCUACAGAGCUACUUCUCAGGUAAACCGUUAAUGAGAGGAAGGGCAAGUUUUGAGGCAGAGUAUUCAGCUGCUGCAGAACACAGAGAAAGUUGGGUCACAGAGAAUCACUGAUAGAAAUGGGUUUUUAAUCUCUCAGGCUUCAAUAGUGUUAAAAAAAGAAAAGAAAACCUUUUUAUUAUAUUUAUAAGUUCAGAGAGUUAGAUCUUGGGGCUGAGUUACUGCAGAUUUCCUUCGAGGCGUCUAUCAGGGCAGUGUUACAUUCUGAAAUUCAGCGUUUUAAAAAUAUUAGUAAAAUAUGAAGGAAAACAAGCAGGUUAAGCUAACAAUAAAUGGCUAAUAAUAGCAGCAGCUAAAUAUUAACAAUCAGUAUGGAAGGCUAGAUAGUCAAAUCUGGAGCAUGCCUUUUUCCUAAGUGGCGAUGAAAUCAGUAGGACAUGUUUCCAAGUGUGUAUGUUCAAAAUUGGUCAUUUAUCAGCUUCAGAGUUUCUUGAUUUAAUAGUUAAAGCCUAAUACAUCUGCACUUUUAAGGAAGAGUCUUUGGCGCAUGUAUGCAUGACAGAUUUAAACUAGUCUGAAACCUGUUACCUGCACUAGUGUAGAGGACAAGAGAAGGAGUUCCAUUAUUUUUUUAACCGAAGUAUCAAUGCCUUCAAACAGCUACACCUCAGAGUUCUUUGGUGGAAGCUAUAGCACUUAACCCAUUUUGAAGCAGGCUUUGAAACGUAUUAGCAGCGUAGGUGUAUAUAAUUUACGGCCAGUCAUGUUUUCACAGAAUGAUCCUAAGCAGAUUUACGCAUGCUACUUUUAAGUAAGCGCCACUCUUUUUUUGCAGUGGGACUUACUACCAGGUUAGGUGAUGCAUAGGUUGGAUAGUCCUCUUAGUUGUUGAGUUAAUUCUUUAUUCUCUGAACUCUGUCACCCAACUCUUUCGUCCUAACAGUGGUGCAUACUUUAAAUACAGCUAAUUCUAUUAUGCCAUAAACUCGCUCUAGUCAGUGAAUGUUCCUAAUGCUGCUGAUUCAACAUUUAAAUAUUUUUUUAACUUGCAAAACAUGCAAUGAUUUUUUUAAAGAAAAAUGAGAACACACAUACGCAUUACGUGGCUUCCGAGGUUUAAACUAAACAAAAAAAAAGUUUUGAAAAAACUUCAUGACCACAGACCACCUCAAACCAGAAAUACCUCAGAAUUUUCUACUUGUAUGAGUUUUAUUAUAUAUUUUGUUAGUUGUGUUGUCUUGUAGUAUGUAUAUUUUAAUGUAAGUUGGCUUUUAUGACAAGGGAGUUUUACAAAAAGAAAAGAAAAAAAAAUGAAGAAAAAAAAGUUCCAAAAUCUUUUAGGAAGUGCUACAAUUAUUUCACUUGUUUGUUUUUGUUUGUUUUUAUAAAGCACCAUUGUAAAUAAGUAUAAA